Molecule: messenger RNA, 10317 nt
Organism: Sorex araneus (European shrew)
Lineage: Eukaryota; Metazoa; Chordata; Mammalia; Eulipotyphla; Soricidae
Gene: MAP1A
Product: microtubule associated protein 1A
Exons: 7
Coding region: 16-8955 (2979 amino acids)
Biological process (GO): axonogenesis; regulation of microtubule depolymerization; dendrite development
Cellular component (GO): microtubule associated complex; cytosol; dendrite
Molecular function (GO): microtubule binding; actin binding
Source: RefSeq, a predicted model, not a curated record
CUCAACGGAGUUUCCAUGGAGACCGAGGCUGCGCCCGGGUGGCCUCGCGGCGUUGCCAUGGAGACAAGUCCCGGGCUCGGGCUCGGAAGCCUUAGCUCUCCGCAGGCUCAGAACCCCGCGGAGCCGCUGUGCGAGGCCGGAGCCGCGGUGACGGCGGCUCGCUGGGACCUGCGGAAACAUUCUUUGCUCAUCGUGAUCGGUGAUAUCGGUACAGAAAGUCAACUGAGGGCCGUGCGGGCCCACCUUGAACAAGGAAUUCUCUCCUGGAAUAUUGACUUAUCAUCUUUUGACUUGAACCAAGAAUUGAGACUCUUCAUUACCAGGCACCUAGCUCACUUCUCCACAGAGGUUAAAGGCCAGAGGACCCUUUCCCACCAGAGUGAGACCCUAGAGACCAUCGUCUUAGUAAACCCCAGUGCGGACAGUAUCAGCUCCGAGGUUCACCAUCUUCUCAGCAGUCCAGCAGCUCACAAACUACUGAUUCUAAGUGGGCAAAGUUUAGAACCCGGCGGAGAUCUCAUCUUACAAAGCGGCACUUACUCCUUCCAAAACUUUGCUCAGGUCCUUCACAACCCCGAGCUUGCCCAAUUGCUCAGCAAUAGAGACCCUGGGACCCAGGCCUUCCUCACCGUGUCCUGCUUAGGGGAGGGUGACUGGAGCCACCUGGGACUGUCCAGUUCCCAAGAGACCCUGCACCUGCGGCUAAACCCUGAGCCCACACUGCCCACCAUGGAUGGCGUGGCUGAGUUCUCUGAGUAUGUCUCUGAGACUGUGGAUGUGCCAUCCCCCUUUGACCUGCUAGAGCCCCCCACUUCAGGGGGCUUCCUCAAGCUCUCCAAGCCUUGCUGCUACAUCUUCCCUGGAGGCCGUGGGGACUCCGCCCUUUUUGCUGUCAAUGGUUUCAACAUCCUGGUGGAUGGCGGCUCAGACCGCAAGUCCUGCUUCUGGAAGCUGGUGCGGCACCUGGACCGUAUCGACUCAGUGCUGCUCACACACAUCGGGGCCGACAACCUGCCAGGUAUCAAUGGACUCUUGCAGCGCAAAGUGGCCGAGCUAGAGGAGGAGCAGUCCCAGGGCUCUAGCAGCUACAGCGACUGGGUGAAGAACCUUAUCUCCCCCGAGCUUGGAGUUGUCUUCUUCAACGUGCCCGAUAAGCUUCGACUGCCUGAUGCCUCCCGGAAGGCCAAGCGCAGCAUUGAGGAGGCCUGCCUCACUCUGCAGCACCUCAACCGCCUGGGCAUACAGGCCGAGCCUCUGUACCGCGUCGUCAGCAACACCAUCGAGCCCCUGACCCUAUUCCACAAGAUGGGUGUGGGCCGACUGGACAUGUAUGUCCUUAACCCUGUCAAGGACAGCAAGGAGAUGCAGUUCCUGAUGCAAAAGUGGGCAGGCAAUAGUAAAGCUAAGACAGGUAUUGUGCUGGCUAAUGGGAAGGAGGCCGAGAUCUCCGUGCCGUACCUGACAUCGAUCACUGCUCUGAUCGUUUGGCUACCAGCCAACCCCACGGAGAAGAUUGUGCGUGUGCUUUUCCCAGGGAAUGCUCCCCAGAACAAGAUCUUGGAGGGCCUGGAAAAACUCCGGCACCUGGACUUCCUGCGCUACCCUGUGGUCACCCAGAAGGACCUGGCGGCUGGGGCUGUACCUGCCAACCUCAAACCCAGCAAAAUCAAACAGCGGGCAGACAGCAAGGAGAGCCUCAAGGCCACUACCAAGACAGCUGUGAGCAAGCUGGCCAAACGAGAUGAAGUAGCUGAAGAAGGAGUCAAGGAGGCCCGCUCAGAGCUGGCCAAGGAAUUAGCCAAGACAGAGAAGAAGGCAAAAGAGUCAUCUGAGAAGCCUCCAGAGAAGUCUACCAAGUCUGACAGGGUCAGAAUGGAGUCAAGUGAGGCGCUGAAGGCGGAGAAGCGAAAACUGAUCAAAGACAAGGUGGGGAAGAAGCACCUGAAAGAAAAGAUAUCCAAACUAGAAGAGAAAAAGGACAAAGAGAAAAAAGAGAUCAAGAAGGAGAGGAAGGAGCUUAAGAGGGAUGAAGGGAGGAAGGAGGAGAAGAAGGAUACCAAGAAGGAGGAGAAGAGGAAAGACACCAAAGCUGAGGUCAAGAAGAUUUCCAAGCCAGACCUAAAGCCUUUUACCCCCGAAGUGCGUAAGACCCUCUAUAAAGCCAAGACCCCCGGGAGAGUCAAGGUGGACAAGAAUCGGGCUGUCCGUGGGGAGAAGGAACCAUCCUCUGAGCCCCGAACACCCCCAGCCCAGAAGGGGACUGUACCACUUCCGGUGGUCAGUGGGCACCGGGAACUGGUUCUUUCUUCACCUGAGGAUCUCACGCAGGACUUUGAGGAGAUGAAGCGUGAGGAAAGGGCACUGUUGGCUGAACAGAGGGAUGCGGGACUAGGAGAAAAACCAGAUACUAAAGAGGAGAUCCCCCCCUGCACAGGCAUCAGAGGGACACCUCCCUCUGUCCCAGGGCUGAAACAAGAAGAACCUGUGAUAAAGGAGAAGGUUGUUCCUGAUGUCCCUGAGGAACAAGGUGGCAGAGAGAAAGGCCAAGAUUCUGGAGUUGAAACAGAGGGAAAGAAAGACAGCUGGGAAGAGAAGCAGAAGGAAGCACACAGGCUACCUGAGAAAGCAGAGGCCCAAGAGGAAAGUGAACCUGAGGUAAAGGAGGAUGUGAUAGAGAAGGCUGAGGUAGAGGAGAUGGAAGAGUUGCACCCUUCAGAUGAGGAGGAAGAGGAAGAGACCAAGGCUGAAAAUUUUUACCAAAAGCAUAUGCAGGAAGCCUUGAAGGUAAUGCCAAGAGGCAGGGAGGGUCUUGGUGGUCGGGAACUGGGACUCCAUGGCAAGGCCCCUGAGAGAGAGGCUUCAUCUUUCCUAAGCAGCCUGGCCACACCUGCAGGGGCCACAGAGCACGUCUCUUACAUCCAGGAUGAGACAAUUCCUGGCUACUCAGAGACUGAGCAGACCAUAUCAGAUGAGGAGAUCCAUGAUGAGCCAGAGGAACGCCCAGCUCCACCUCGAUUUCCUGCCAGCACAUAUGACCUCCCUGGGCCUGAAGGUCCUGGCACCUUUGAGGCCACCCAGCCUGCAGAUAGCACAAUUCCUGCCACCUCCAGCAAGAGUUAUGGUGCUGCCGAGACUGAACUUACCUACUCCCCUAACAUAGUGGCUGCCCCUUUGGCAGAAGAGGAGCACGUGUCCUCAGCCACUUCUAUCACUGAAUGCGACAAACUUUCUUCCUUCGCAACAUCUGUGGCUGAGGACCAGUCUGUGGCUUCACUCACUGCUCCCCAGACAGAGGAGACAGGCAAGAGUUCCCUGCUGCUUGACACCGUCACAAGCAUCCCCUCAUCCCGCACUGAAGCCACUCAGGGCCUGGACUACGUGCCCUCAGCUGGUACCAUCUCACCCACCUCCUCAUUGGAAGAAGACAAAGGCUUCAAAUCACCACCCUGCGAGGAUUUCUCUGUGACUGGAGAGUCAGAGAAGAGGGGAGAGACUAUGGGGAGAGGGGUACCUGGAGGGAGAGCUGUGGUAAAGGAAGAGGAAGAAACUGCAAAAGCAGUAAUGUCUGAGAAGCUGCACAGUCAGGAUGGGGCCCCGAUGUUUGGUGUCCCUGGGCACACCCUACAUCAUGGGGAAGGAGUCCUCGGAGAAGUGGAGGAGCGCUGCUUCAGCCCAGAUGACAGCACAGUGAAAAUGGCUUCUCCGCCACCGUCUGGCCCACCCAGUGCUACCCACACACCCUUUCAUCAAUCUCCAGUUGAAGAAAAAUCUGAGCCCCAGGACUUUGAGGAAGCAGGCCCCUGGGGAGACACUAAACGCACACCAGGUGUAGGCAAGGAAGAUGCCACAGAGGAAAAACCUAAAGAGGAACAGGUGCUUCCUCCCAGGAGCCCCCAGGCUCAGGAAGCCCCCGUGAGCAUUGCUGAGAGCUAUCCAGGAUGCACCAUCCAGCUCUUGCCAGAACAGGACAAAGCAAUUGUCUUUGAAACUCUGGAAGUAGGAGAGCCCUCGGUCCCAUCUCGAGGAGCAGAAGCCCUUCCCAGAGAUUUGAGAACAUCACUCCAAGAACCUGGAGAGCCUCAGAAAGACGACAUGCUCCAAUUUCCUGACCAAAGCCUCUCCCCUGAAGAUGCAGAGUCUCUCUCUGUCCUCAGUGUGAUCUCACCAGACACUGCCCACCAGGAGUCCAGCCUCCAGUCUCCCUGCGGCCUGCCAGGGCAGCACCUACACAAAGGACUUUGGCCACAGGUCUCCCCAGAAGAUACCCAAUCCCUCUCUCUCUCAGAAGAAAGUCCCAGCAAGGAGACUUCUCUGGAUAUCUCUUCUAAACAGCUCUCUCCGGAAAGCCUUGGCACCCUCCAAUUUGGGGAACUGAGCCUGGGAAAGGAAGAAAAGGGGCCGCUAAAGCAGUCUGAGGACACCCCUCACCAUCUCGCCCCUGUGUCUGUUGUAGAACUCCAUGCAGCCACAGUGUCACCUGCCACAGAUGAGACCACUGUAUAUUCUGCACAGGCAGAUCUCACUGAUGAGAGCCCUGACAGAAAAUUAUCUGCUGGCUCCUUCUCUCACUCUCAGCUGUCAGGCGAUGAGAAGCACUCAGCCAGGGUGACCAGUAGCCCUGGCGAGCACAUCCUGACCCCUGAGAGUUCCCUCACUCAGAGUGCUGAGUCUUUGCCAAGCCCAGCAAUGGAAGACCUUGCCAUGGAGUGGGAAAGCAAAGUUCCAGAAGUGAAAGCCAGGCUCCCAGAGCAGAAGGACAAGGGACCUGAACUAAAGGACGCAGUCCAGCAGCAGAAGGACAAAACUCUAGAGGAGGAGGAUAGUGUCACAGAGCAGAAGGAUCCAGCAACCAAUUGGAAAGAUGAAGCUCUUGAAGAAAAGAGCAAAGUCAUGGAACAGCAGGACAAGGCUUCCGAACAAAAAGGCAGAGAUGUAGAACAAAGAGACGCGGCCCUGGAACCUACAGAGAGAGACUCAGAACAAAGAGACAAGAUGCUGAAACCAGAGGACAGAGUAUUGAGAGAGAAAGAAGAAGCCUUAGGACAAAUCGUCAGAGACUCUGAACCUAAAGACAAAGUUCCAGGGGACAAGGCACCUGAGUAUAAGGGCAAGGCCGUAGAACAGACAGACAAAGGCCCUGAAGAGGACACGUCUCCAGAAAAGAAGGAUGAGGACUUAGGACAAAAAUACUGGGCCUUGGGACAGAAGGAGGAAGCCCUGGAUGAAAAGGAUAAAACUGCUGAAGAGAAAGCUGAGGCUCUGGGAGAGAAGAGCAAAGCCCCGGAGCCGAAGGAUCAAACAGUGAAACCCAAGGAAGACAUCCUAGGGGGAAAAUCUCCAGAAAAAGGGAAGCCCGUGGAGGAGAAAGAAGAUGAUCUGCUGGAGAAAACCCAAGUCCUGGGACUGAAGGAGAGUCUGGGGUUAGGGGUCAAGACCCAGGAACAGGAAGAGACAUGCUGGCAGAAGCAGGACCUGGCCCCCGAGUGGAGGGAGACCACUCUAGCCCGAGGAGAGCCAGUGGGAGAACACAAAGAGCCUGUCCCAACCUGGGAGGGCACCUCUAAGCAGGAGGACAGGUACUGGCAGGGCAGCGAGGAUGUGGCCCUGGAACAGGACAAAUACUGGGGGGAACUGAGCUGUGAGCGGAAGGUCUGGUUCCCUCAUGAGCUGGGGGGCCAGGGAGCCCGGUCACGAUACACAGAGGAGAGGGAGAGCACAUUCCUUGACGAGGGGCCAGAUGAGGAACAAGGAGUGCCCCGCCUGGAGCACAUGCCCCAGAGUCCCUGGGCCUCAGACUUUAAGGGUUUCCAGGAGGCCUCGCCACAGAAGGGUCUGGAGGUAGAGCGCUGGCUUGCCGAGUCACCAGUUGGGCUGCCCCCAGAUGAAGAAGACAAGCUGACUCGCUCCCCUUUUGAGAUCAUCUCUCCUCCUACGUCCCCUCCUGAGAUGGUUGGGCAGAGGGUUCCUCCAGCCCCAGGACAGGAGAGCCCUGUCCCAGAGCCUACGCCUGUGUCACCCAUGAGGAAUGAGCCUGCCACGCCCUCAUGGCUGGCUGACAUCCCACCAUGGGUGCCCAAGGACAGGCCCCUGCCCCCUGCCCCCCUCUCCCCUGCUCCAGCUCCCCCCACACCUGCCCCUGAGCCACACACUCCUGCACCCUUCUCCUGGGGCACAGCCGAGUAUGACAGUGUGGUGGCGGCCGUGCAGGAGGGAGCAGCCGAGUUGGAAGGUGGGCCGUACUCUCCGCUGGGGAAGGACUACCGCAAGGCAGAAGGAGAAAGGGAAGGAGAAGGUGGGCCAGGGGCUCUGGACAGCAGCCCCCACAGCUCCAAGGUCCCAGAGGCCAGCGAGAGCCACAUGGCCAAGGAGCCAGAGCAGGCAGAGCCAGAGGAGAGAGAGCCCACACCGUACCCUGACGAGCGCAGCUUCCAGUAUGCAGACAUCUAUGAGCAGAUGAUGCUCACCGGGCUGGGACCUGCAUGCCCCACGCGGGAGCCACCCCUCGGGGCAGCUGGAGACUGGCCUCCCCACAUUUCAACCAAGGAAGAGGCUGCUGGCCGGAACACCUCUGCGGAAAAGGAGCUUUCGUCUCCUGUCUCGCCCAAGAAUCUCCAGCCUGACACGCCCGCCUUCAGCUACGCGGCCUUGGCGGGACCUGCCCUACCCCCCAGACAAGAGCCCGAGUCUGGCCCAAGUGGGCUGCCCAGUUUCUCCCCACCUGCUGUACCACCUCGGGCUCCCAUCUCCUUGAGCAAAGGCCCCAGCCCCCCUCUGAAUGGUAACAUUCUAAGCUGCAGCCCAGACAGGAGAACCCCAUCCCCUAAGGAGUUGAGCCGAGGGCACUGGGAUGACAGUACUAGUGACUCAGAGCUGGAGAAGGGGGCUCGGGAGCAGCCAGAGAAAGAGGCUCAGUCUCCAAGUCCCCCUCACCCCAACCCUGCAGACCCCUCGAAACUGUGGCCCACAAGUGAGGCCCAGAUGAGCCCUUCCUUGGACUCCCACCUGGGUCCUGCCCGGCCAAGCCUGGAUUUUCCUGCUUCGGCCUUUGGCUUUUCAUCCCUGCAGCCGGCUCCCCCCCAGCUGCCCUCUCCUGCGGAGCCCCGCUCAGCCCCCUGUGGCUCCCUUGCCUUCUCUGGUGAUCGAGCUUUGGCUCUGGCCCCAGGGCCUCCCACCAGAGCCCGGCACGACGAGUACUUAGAAGUUACCAAGGCCCCCAGCCUGGACUCCUCACUGCCCCAGCUCCCAUCCCCCAGCUCUCCUGGGGCCCCUCUUCUCUCCAAUCUGCCAAGACCCGCCUCCCCAGCGCUGUCUGAAGGCUCCUCCUCUGAGGCCACCACACCUGUGAUUUCUAGUGUGGCUGAGCGCUUCCCUCCGGGCCUGGAGGCUGCAGGCCAGAGUUCUGGUGAGCCAGUCCCAGGAAUGGAACCAGCUGCCCACAGCCUCUGGGACUUCACUUCUCUGAGCCCAGCACCCUUAACAUCGCUGGACUUGGCCCCAGCUCCAGCCCCAAGCCAGCCUAAAGACUUGGACGAUGGCACCGUGCCCUCCCACCUGGAGUACUCAGGGGUACCCGCCCAGAAGCCCAGCCCCUUCCAGAGUCCCUCGGGGGAUUGUGCCACCAAUGGCCCAACAGAAACUAGCCUCAACCUCCCAGGUCCUCCUCCAGCCAAGGUGGAGAAAGAAGAGGCUGAGGCCUGUCCUGCCUGGGAUCGAGGGGUUUGGCCCGAGGGAGCUGAGAGGAGCCCCCGGCCCGAGACACUGGCGUCCCCUGAACAGCCAUUAUUCCCUGGAGGGGCCUCUGGAGGCCGGCCCAGAAGUAUCUCCCCCGACAUGGAGGCUGGGCCCCAGGGAUGUGCUGCCGAGCCCAGGUCCCACCGUGGAGAGCUGUCCCCCUCCUUCCUGAACCCGCCUCUGCUCCAGUCCCUGGGGGACAGUGAUCCCUCCACCGAAGAAACUCGGUUGGUAGGGAGAGGGGGAAGGCGCCGGGUAGGGGGGCCAGGCGUCACAGGGGGACCGUGCCCUGUGGCUGAUGAGACCCCUCCAACAUCAGCCAGUGACUCGGGCUCCUCACAGUCUGAUUCUGACGUUCCUCCAGAAACUGAGGAGUGUCCCUCCAUCACGGCUGAGGCAGCCCUCGACUCAGAUGAAGACGGGGACUUCCUACCUGUAGACAAAGCCGGGGGAGUCAGUGGAACUCACCAUCCCAGGCCUGGCCAUGACCCACCCCCUGUCCCUCAGCCAGACCCCCACCCAGCCCCUCCUCGCCCUGAUGUUUGCAUGGCUGACCCUGAGGGGCUCAGCUCAGAAUCUGGAAGGGUAGAGAGGAUCCGGGAGAAGGAGAAGGCACAGGGGAGAGUAGGGCGCAGGCCCCUGGGCAGGGCCAAGCCAGCAUCACCUGCCCGACGUCUGGAUCUUCGGGGAAAGCGCUCACCCACCCCUGGUAAAGGACCUACAGAUCGAGCAUCCCGGGUCACACCCCGAACACGCAGCACUCCAAGCCAGGUCACUGCAGCUGAGGAGAAGGAUGGACACAGCCCAAUGUCCAAAGGCCUCGCCAAUGGACUCAAGGCAGGAUCAAUGGCCCUGGGUUCCAAGGGUGGCUCUGGCCUCCCCGUUUAUGUGGACCUCGCCUAUAUCCCAAAUCACUGCAGUGGCAAGACAGCUGACCACGACUUCUUCCGUCGAGUGCGUGCAUCCUACUAUGUGGUCAGCGGGAAUGACCCUGCCAAUGGUGAGCCAAGCCGGGCUGUGCUGGAUGCCCUGCUUGAGGGCAAGGCCCAGUGGGGAGAGAAUCUUCAGGUGACUCUGAUCCCUACACAUGACACGGAAGUGACUCGUGAGUGGUACCAGCAGACUCACGAGCAGCAGCAACAACUGAACGUCCUCGUCCUGGCGAGCAGCAGCACUGUGGUCAUGCAGGAUGAGUCCUUCCCUGCCUGCAAGAUUGAGUUCUGAAAGAAGCACUCUCCAUCCCCAGGCACCUCUCCCCUGCUCCCUUAGAGAAUGGCUAUUGCAGAGUCCUUUGGGGUCGAGAGAGAUGGGAGCUGGGGGUGGGGCAGGAGAAUGGGAUGUUCUGUUGUGGGGACUUGGGCUGGGCUAAGUGGGAGAGGGUGAUCUUUGCCCCACCCCAUCCAUACCUGAGAAGGUACAAAGUUAAGCUAAGAGGUUACCUGAGACUGGGGUGACCAUCUCUCCUGGGACUGCAAAAUGCUGGUAAUGGGUGGGCAGUGAGGACGGAUCUCAGAGGGCAGCCUUCUGCACAGAGGGAGAGCAGAUCCCCAACCCCAGGGCCUCUUUAUCUGAACCUAUUUAUUUAGCAUCCCAAGGAAGGAUUUCCAAAAGUAAAUUAUGUGACCUGGGGGCAGGAUACUGCUAGCAAGGUGCCCAGAGCUGUGUCCUUUCUUCCAUCUCCCAUCUCCUUAUCCACCAAUGCCUGGGUUCCGGCAGGGACCAGGGGUACAGCGCUGCUACACCAUCUCACUGCUUCCCUACGCAUCUGAAUGUCUCAAUUCAAAACUUGAAGCUCUUUUGAUCAACAGACUGGCGAGAGAAGAAAGGAGCUAAGCCUCCCACCCCUUGCUUCAUACUACUCACAUACAGGGCUGUGCCCGGACCAGGCCUGCUGAGCAGCAUACAAAGGGACAAGGAGAGCCCUGCUCCAAUUCCUGAACUCUUCCACACUCCUGACCCUCUGAAGUUCUCAUCCACCCAUUUCAAUUCUACUGCUCCCUUCUCACCCCCUGCUUGGCUUCUCUGCAUGUGGUCAUCUGCUGUGGCCUGGUGUGUAAUGGGUUAAAAUUAAGCCACUGCCUGACAUCCCAACAUAUGACACCCCAACAAUGUGUAACUCCUCCAACAUUCCACUCUGCCAUCUUGCAGCUGAAAUGGGAACACUGGCUGCCUUUCCAGCCCCAAACUAUUGGAUCUGGAGGUAGAGGCCAUGCCAGAGGACUUGGGGACAAUGAGAGGGAGGAAGAAAAGCGGGAGAAAAAAGCUGAGCUACAGCUGAACUCCUACUAAAUGAGAUGAAAACAGGCUGAAAAUAACCCCCAGAAGAGGACCUCGCCCCAAGCAAGCCCAUGAGCAGCCCUGCCAGAUCACUGCUGGACCGAGAAAUCCAGACACUUGCUCUUGUCAGGGCUUGGCUUCUCUGCCAAAUGACUGUGGAAACCAAAAUGAGCCCACCCUGUGUUCUUCCUCACCCCCACUUUCCCUGUGCUGCUGUGCUCUGCUCCUCCCCACACUUCCCUGCUAUAGUUCCCAGCUGCUGUAACGGAGCCGCCUCCAACUCUAACAAUAAAUCAAGUUCAUUAUAGA